UGGGUCAAACUCGAACAUUUGACGACACCAUCCAAAGGCGCGCCAUCGCGAUACCCAUUGAUCACCAGUGAAGCCUUCGUUUGUAGACGAAAACCUCCCCCGCCAAUCCGGACCCAAAACUCCAAAAUGUCUAUGUUCAGGGCCAAGAAGCUCGACCUGGGCUGCAUCAUCCGCACCAGGAUUGUGCGUGACCACACCAAGCGCAAAACUUUUGAGGCGUUCGAACCCGAGAGACAAGCCCUCCGCUACAUCAUUCGCAACACGACAUUGCCGGCACGAACGAGGGCCGAGGCCCAGCUCCAACUCACGCAGAUGCAUGCAUACACCAGGCCGACCCAGAUCAGGAACAGGUGUAUACUGGGAGGAAAGACGAGGGGUAUAUUCAGGGACUUUAAGAUGUCGCGUUACAACUUCAGGUUGCAGGCAUUGGCGGGAUCCAUCCCGGGUGUGAAGAAGGCUUCAUGGUAAAACAAAUCAAACGUUGGAUUGCUAGUGGGAGAGGUGCAUGCCGUGGGCGGCAUAGGGUGUGGUUCUGGCGUGGUGGAAUACGCACCACUCGAGGCUAUGCAGGCUCAGGGCAGAAAGACCGACUUUUGACGGACCAAAAAACCAGCCGCAUCGUUGCCUCACGAUUCGGAGACAAGCAGAGCGCUGCUUGCGUGUACAAUUAUCUGUAUCACAAUACAAAGGAGGUGGAAACUAGACCAAGCGGCUAUCUGCAUUUCUCCCCUCGCCCUGCUCAUCAGACGGUGUUUGCUCA
Molecule: messenger RNA, 760 nt
Organism: Pyricularia oryzae 70-15
Lineage: Eukaryota; Fungi; Ascomycota; Sordariomycetes; Magnaporthales; Pyriculariaceae
Exons: 3
Coding region: 127-468 (113 amino acids)
Biological process (GO): translation
Cellular component (GO): mitochondrial small ribosomal subunit; ribosome
Molecular function (GO): structural constituent of ribosome
Source: RefSeq, a predicted model, not a curated record